Castor canadensis (American beaver) is the source of this 2843-nucleotide messenger RNA. It is a transcript of the gene Nxf1, whose product is annotated as nuclear RNA export factor 1. Gene Ontology annotation, molecular function: RNA binding; protein binding. Lineage: Eukaryota; Metazoa; Chordata; Mammalia; Rodentia; Castoridae. Gene Ontology annotation, biological process: poly(A)+ mRNA export from nucleus. The record is from RefSeq and is a predicted model, not a curated record. Gene Ontology annotation, cellular component: cytoplasm; nucleus.
GUGAAGGGGAUACAUGAACCAGAAAUUCGUCUCUUUCACAAACAUUUGUACUGUGUAACAGGCAUGAUAAUUGAGACCGACGCUGGAGAAAUGGCUGAGUUAGCGAAGGCUCCUCCCGUGGAGCUUACACUCCAGUUUUGUUUCGUCAUAAUCCAUUUUAUAGGCGAGGAAAACAAAGCUUAUGUCCGCGGCUGGUAAAGACCUAAACUGAGAUUUAAACGCUGGCUGGAUCUCACUAGGGGACUGAGAGAUUACUGCGGCUCGAAGCCCGGUCUUGAUUCCUUGGGAGCCCAACGUGCGGCCCUGUUCCCUGCUCCUCUGAGUUCCGGGCUGCAGAACUUGCUCUCAGCUCCAGUGUGAACUCUGGCGCUGCUAGGACUGCGUCAGCCCGGGCAGGUAGACAAGCAAGAGAGAGGGUAAAGUGGCCGCCAGCCAUCGCGCAGCGAGCUCAGGUCGUAGGCGGGGCUUGGGGGGGUCAAGUCCCGCCCCCCGUGACCGCUGGCGUGUGCGCAUGCGCGGAGGGCGUGCUUCCGCCCCGGUGCCGCCCACAGUCUGGGGACGUCUGCGGCGCGCGACGUGCUUCGCCGGAUAAAUGCGGUGCCGCCGGUGGUAGAGAGAGCUUCGGUCCUGAGCGCCUGGGCGUUCCGACGUCUGGUGGCGUCGGAACCUGCUCCUCCUCUUCGCUGUGCCAUGGCGGACGAAGGGAAGUCGUACAACGAGCAUGACGACCGUGUUAGUUUCCCUCAGAGAAGAAAGAAAGGCCGGGGUCCUUUCCGGUGGAAGUAUGGUGAUGGGGGGAACCGUCGGUCUGGAAGAGGCGGUUCUGGUAUUCGAUCUUCCCGGCUUGAGGAAGAUGAUGGAGAUGUGGCAAUGAGUGAUGCACAGGAUGGUCCCCGAGUACGAUACAACCCUUAUGCCACUCGACCUAAUCGUCGGGGUGAUACUUGGCAUGAUCGAGACCGCAUUCAUGUUACUGUACGGAGAGACAGAGCUCCCCCAGAAAGAGGAGGAGCUGGUACCAGCCAGGAUGGGACCUCAAAGAACUGGUUCAAAAUUACAAUUCCUUAUGGCAGAAAGUACGACAAGGCAUGGCUCCUGAGCAUGAUUCAGAGCAAAUGCAGUGUCCCUUUCACCCCUGUUGAGUUUCAUUAUGAGAACACACGGGCCCAGUUUUUUGUGGAGGAUGCCAGUACUGCUUCUGCAUUAAAGGCUGUCAACUAUAAAAUUCAGGAUCGAGAGAACCGCAGAAUAUCUAUUAUCAUCAACUCCUCUGCUCCACCCCAUACUGUACAGAAUGAACUGAAGCCAGAACAAGUAGAGCAGCUGAAGCUGAUCAUGAGCAAACGAUAUGAUGGCUCCCAACAAGCACUUGACCUCAAGGGCCUCCGUUCAGACCCAGAUUUGGUGGCCCAGAACAUUGAUGUUGUCCUGAAUCGUAGAAGCUGUAUGGCGGCUACUCUGCGAAUCAUUGAAGAGAACAUCCCUGAGCUGUUAUCCUUGAACCUGAGCAACAACAGGUUAUACAAGCUGGAUGACAUGUCCAGCAUUGUACAGAAGGCGCCCAACCUAAAGAUCCUAAACCUCUCCGGAAAUGAAUUGAAGUCUGAGCGGGAGUUGGACAAGAUAAAAGGGCUGAAGUUGGAAGAGCUGUGGCUUGACGGAAACUCCCUGUGUGACACCUUCCGAGACCAGUCCACCUACAUCAGUGCCAUUCGCGAGCGAUUUCCCAAGUUACUGCGCCUGGAUGGCCAUGAGUUACCCCCACCAAUUGCCUUUGAUGUUGAAGCCCCCACAAUGUUACCGCCCUGCAAGGGAAGCUAUUUUGGAACAGAGAACCUGAAGAGCUUGGUCCUGCACUUCCUGCAGCAGUACUAUGCAAUAUAUGACUCUGGAGACCGGCAAGGCCUCCUUGAUGCCUACCAUGAUGGGGCCUGCUGCUCACUGAGCAUUCCUUUCAUCCCCCAGAAUCCUGCCCGAAGCAACUUGGCUGAGUACUUCAAGGACAGCAGAAAUGUGAAGAAGCUUAAAGAUCCCACCCUACGGUUCCGUCUGCUGAAGCACACACGGCUCAAUGUUGUUGCCUUCCUCAAUGAGUUGCCCAAAACUCAGCAUGACAUCAAUUCCUUUGUGGUAGACAUAAGUGCCCAGACGAGCACACUGCUGUGUUUUUCUGUUAAUGGGGUCUUCAAGGAAGUGGAUGGGAAGUCUCGAGAUUCUUUGCGAGCUUUCACCAGGACGUUCAUUGCUGUUCCUGCAAGCAAUUCAGGGUUAUGUAUUGUAAACGACGAGCUAUUUGUGCGGAAUGCCAGCCCUGAAGAGAUCCAAAGAGCCUUUGCCAUGCCUGCACCUACACCUUCAUCCAGCCCAGUUCCCACUCUCUCCCCGGAGCAGCAGGAAAUGUUGCAGGCAUUCUCUACCCAGUCUGGCAUGAACCUUGAGUGGUCCCAGAAGUGCCUUCAGGAUAACAACUGGGACUACACCAGAUCUGCCCAGGCCUUCACUCAUCUCAAGGCCAAGGGUGAGAUCCCAGAAGUGGCGUUUAUGAAGUGACCUGUAGUAUGUCCCAGAAGCCCCCUUGUAAAUAGCCCAUGGAUAUUAUCAUCUGGUUGUCAUCUGUCGUCUCCAGUCUGGCUGAGGACACCCUGUGACUGUGACCGAGGGAGGGUGGCUGCAUCUUCUCCUUGCCUGCCUUCUGGAAGACUUCCGGAAAAUUGAGCCUCAUGGUGCCAGGAAGCCAAAGCUUACUUUGUAGAACUGACACUAAACUAUCGGAAGGACUUAGGUGCUUUGUGUACUUAACCCCUGGUUUCCCCUUAUUUUUUGAGAUAAAGAGUGACAUUGUA